GAAGCGCCAGCCGGGCGGGCACGGCGGGGCGCCUCCACCUGGGGCGGGGAGGGAGCGGUGGUAGGCCCCCGCCCGGCGGGGGGGGGGCGCCGUACGGGGGUGCAGAGUGGCCAGCGUCGCCGCGGAGAUGGCGCGGCACGUGCGGUGACGGUGCCCGCGCCCCGAGGGUCCCAGCCUCGCGUCCCGCGUCCCCGGGCGACCAUGGAGCGCCCGGAGCCCGAGCUGAUCCGGCAGAGCUGGCGGGCGGUGAGCCGCAGCCCGCUGGAGCACGGCACCGUGCUGUUCGCCAGGCUGUUUGACCUGGAGCCUGACCUGCUGCCACUCUUCCAGUAUAACUGCCGCCAGUUCUCCAGCCCGGAGGACUGCCUGUCGUCCCCCGAGUUCCUGGACCACAUCAGGAAGGUGAUGCUCGUGAUUGACACUGCAGUGACCAAUGUAGAGGAUCUGUCCUCGCUGGAGGACUACCUUGCCGGCCUGGGCAAGAAGCACCGUGCAGUGGGUGUGAAGCUCAGCUCCUUCUCGACGGUGGGUGAGUCCCUGCUCUACAUGUUGGAGAAAUGCCUGGGUCCCGCGUUCACACCAGCCAUGCGGGCCGCCUGGAGCCAGCUCUACGGGGCCGUGGUACAGGCCAUGAGUCGAGGCUGGGAUGGCGAGUAAGAGGCGCGGCCCCUGCCCAGGGGCCUCCACCUGGCGGCUGCCAUCUUUUUGUGUCUGCCUGUUGCUCUGUGUCUGUGGUAGCCCAGGCUCCCUUAGGCCUCCCUGCAUCGUGGUUCUUAUCCCCUUGGCUGUCCUGGGAGGUGACAGAGCAGGACUGGGUCUCCAUCCCCCUCACCUCCAACUGUAGAUGGGGGUGGCUUUUCCUUCCACAAGGGGAUUUCCCUGCACCCCUAGUAGCCUCUUCCUUGCCUGCCUUCUUUCUCUCUGGCAUCCCCUUCUCCACUAGGAGAAGAGCAGUGUUUGACCACAGAGGUGGUAUGGGGCUGGGAAGGUGAAGAGCUCUGAUAGCAUGGGUGCUUGUCAGCCGCCCUCGUCAGGCGGGCCUAGGCCAAGCAGGGGAGUGGGGGGCAGAGCUUCGGACACCUUCCCGUUUUGCCUGUCUUCCAUGCUUUUCUCUCCCAGGGGCCUUUGCCUUUCACAAGUAAAGAGGAGGGACUUUGUUAGCCUUCGUGGUAGAAUCCCAGGGAGUGGGAGCAGGUAGUCAAGGGAACCGCUGAGGACGGGAGAGCUGACCUCAUCUGGGUCCCAGAUGCCCCCUGCCAGGGUAGUAUUUCUUUUGCUAUAUCCCGUUCCCCCAUUCAAGCUGCUGCUGGGAGCUCCUUUAGUACCACUCUGCAGGAACAGCUAGCCAGCCGGGGGAGGGGGGUGAAAGGGAAGGGGGAAGUGCAAGGAAGGAGGGGUGAUUUCAUUUCAAAGAGCCAAAGAGACCUGAGUUCUGAUGGCUCUUCCCCACCUGCUCCAGCAGGGCUGGGUCUUAUCCCCG
This is a messenger RNA of Lontra canadensis (Northern American river otter), 1480 nucleotides long. RefSeq names its product neuroglobin (gene NGB). The coding region runs from base 202 to 657 and encodes 151 amino acids. The transcript is spliced from 4 exons. Gene Ontology annotation, molecular function: oxygen binding; heme binding. The record is from RefSeq and is a predicted model, not a curated record. Lineage: Eukaryota; Metazoa; Chordata; Mammalia; Carnivora; Mustelidae.